AUGUUCAACCAAACAAAACACGAACCAAGAACUACACACACCUGGCAAGUGUGGGCCAUCUACAUGGUCUUAGCUGCAAACCUCUCCGAAGAGCAAGUGCUGAAGCAGGUUUGUCCUUCAUGCGGUGCCACUCAGCUUUGCAACUGCUCUUCCAUGGACUUGGACUUCAUUCCCGCAGGGCUCACGGACAAAAUCACAACGUUAAACCUGUCCCACAACAGGAUAAAGCACAUCCGAUCCCAGGAUCUACAGCAGACUGUGAACCUGAGAGUCCUGCUGCUGCAGUCCAACAACAUCAGCUCAAUAGACGAGGACUCAUUUCGCUCCCUUGGGAAGCUGGAGCUCUUGGACUUAUCAAAUAACAGCUUGGCUCACGUGUCCCCUGCGUGGUUUGGGCACCUUUUUUCGCUCCAGCACCUCCACCUUCAAGGGAACGCCUACAGAGACCUGGGGGAAAGCUCCCCCUUUUCUAGCCUGAGGAACCUGAGCUCUCUCCACCUGGGCAACAGGCGGUUCUCCACGAUCAGGCGAGGGAACUUUGAGGGCAUUGAGCUUCUCGACAAGUUGUGGAUUGACGGUGGCAAUCUCAGACAGUAUGAGCCGGGAAGUUUCAAAUCAAUUAAGAAGGUAAAUCACAUGAUCGUAGACAUAAGAAGUAUUAAUGUAUUCUCAGCAAUUGUCAGGGACCUUCUGCACUCUGUCACUUGGUUAGAACUGAGAAAAAUACCAUUCAGCAUACCUGCUGAAAUGCAACUGUUGAGAGUCCUGUCGUUGUCUUUUGCACAGAAAAUUUCUCUUAAAGAGGCCUUGUUAACAGAUGCCACUGUGCCUGAGAUUGUCAGCAUUUUAGAGGACAUGCCAAAACUGGUGGAGGUGGAGAUGAUAGACUGUAGACUCAUGGGAACUGGACAAUGGCAAAUACAAAUUCAGGCAAACCAAUCACAGACUCUUAGAGUUCUGACAAUAGAGAAACUGUCUAUAGAAGAAUUUUAUUUGUUUACAGAUCUUCAGGCUGUGGAAGGACUACUAUCUCUUCUUACCAAAGUCACAGUUAGAAACACCAAGGUCUUUUUGGUACCCUGCAGUCUUUCGAGACGUCUUCUGUCAUUAGAAUACCUUGACCUUAGUGCAAAUUUGCUUGGAGACCAGAGUUUGGAGCAUUCGGCCUGCCAGGGUGGUUGGCCCUCACUACAAGCUUUAAAUUUAAGUCAGAAUUCACUGGGUGACUUAGAAAUGACAGGCAAAAGUUUGUCUCGUCUGAGACAAUUAAUUCUCUUAGACAUUAGCCAAAACAAUUUUGGUGAGAUUCCAGAUGUGUGUGAAUGGCCAAAACACCUGAAAUACUUAAACCUCUCCAGCACUCAAAUUCCUAAACUAACAACUUGCAUUCCCCUGACACUGGAAGUUUUGGACGUCAGUGCCAACAACCUGAAGGAGUUUGGCUUGCAGCUGCCCUUUCUCAAAGAGCUGUACCUCGCAAAAAACCAGCUGAAGACCUUGCCCGGUGCUGCACCCAUUCCUAACUUAGUGGCCAUGUCGAUCAGAAGAAACAAGCUGAACAGCUUCUCCAGGGAAGAGUUUGAGGCCUUCAAGAAAAUGGAGCUGCUGGAUGCCAGCGACAACAACUUCAUCUGCUCCUGUGAGUUCGUGUCCUUCAUCCAGCACCAGGCCGGGAUGGCCCAGGUGCUGGUGGGGUGGCCAGACAAGUACAUCUGUGACUCUCCCCUGGCAGUGAGAGGGACGCAGGUUGGAGCCGUGCACCCCUCCCUGAUGGAGUGCCACAGGUCCCUUGUGGUGUCGUUGAUCUGCGUCCUGGUGUUCCUGGUCAUCCUCGUCCUCGUGGCCGUUGGCUACAAGUACCACGUGGUCUGGUACCUGCGAAUGACCUGGGCGUGGCUCCAAGCCAAGCGGAAGCCCAAGCGCGCCCCUGCAAAGGACAUCUGCUAUGACGCUUUUGUCUCCUACAGCGAGAAUGACUCUGACUGGGUGGAAAACAUCAUGGUGCGGGAGCUGGAGCAGGCCUGCCCCCCGUUUCGGCUCUGCCUGCACAAGCGGGACUUUGUGCCCGGGAAGUGGAUCGUGGACAAUAUCAUUGACUCCAUAGAGAAGAGCCACAAAACGCUCUUUGUGCUGUCCGAGCACUUUGUGCAGAGCGAGUGGUGCAAAUACGAGCUGGACUUCUCACACUUCCGCCUCUUUGACGAGAACAACGAUGCAGCGAUUCUCGUCCUCCUGGAGCCCAUCCAGAGCAAAGCGAUUCCCAAGAGGUUCUGCAAGCUGCGGAAGAUCAUGAACACAAAGACCUACCUCGAGUGGCCUCCUGGUGAGGAACAGCAGAAGAGAUUUUGGGAAAACCUGAAAGGAGCCUUGAAGUCAUAA
This is a messenger RNA of Charadrius vociferus (killdeer), 2379 nucleotides long. Its product is annotated as toll-like receptor 2 type-2. The record is from RefSeq and is a predicted model, not a curated record. Gene Ontology annotation, biological process: toll-like receptor signaling pathway; inflammatory response; immune response. Gene Ontology annotation, molecular function: triacyl lipopeptide binding; protein binding; transmembrane signaling receptor activity. NCBI's taxonomy places the organism in Eukaryota, Metazoa, Chordata, Aves, Charadriiformes, Charadriidae. The coding region runs from base 1 to 2379 and encodes 792 amino acids. The transcript has a single exon. Gene Ontology annotation, cellular component: membrane.